AUGUCUGGAAGAGUACCUAGAGAGGAGAUCAAGGUGCAGGCAGAGGUGGAGGUGGGGACAGAGGACAGCCAUUCCACCCUCGAGGGCAUAGCAGAGGAGAUCGAGGUUCAGGCAGAGGUAGAGGCAGAGGCCUGCCAACUCAGCCCGGAUGGAGGCUCUGUGACAGCAUAUGACUCAACGGUGAAGCAAAUUGAGGAGGAGAUACAAGCAAAUAUCCAGCGAUCGAAAAGCUCUUCUACCCUCACAAACGUCUUCCCGGAACGUCCAGGUUUCGGAACCAAGGGGAAAGAGAUACUGCUGUGGACAAACUACUUCGAAUUGACAGGAUACGGGAAUCUCCUCCUCCACCGUUAUUCAAUCAAUAUCACUCCUACUGCCAGCGGCAAAGGUCCAGGUGCCAAAAGGACGAGACGUUUGGUGCACUUGCUGCUUGAGGAUCAUUUCAGCGACCACGAACUUGAUAUCGUUACGGAUUUCAGAUCGAACAUGCUCAGCAAAGUGGAAUUGAAUCUCAGGGAUCACUAUCGGGUGCCAUAUCGUCAAGAACACCAACAAGACCCGAGCGCUAAUGCUCCUGUAUUCCAGAUCACGCUUCGUCAAAACGCCGCUCUGUCGACUUCAGAAUUGCUGGAUUAUGUAACCUCCACAAAAAGCGCCGCACUUUUCGGCUCCAAAGAUGAGCUGAUCCAAGCUCUCAACAUUGUAAUGGGACAUCAUCCAAAAGCGGCAUCUGACAUUGCAAGCGUUGGAGCACAUAAACACUACCCCAACACAGCUACAACAGAGAAGGUCAACUUGGGAGAAGGGCUACAGGCAAUCCGAGGGUUCUUUAUGAGUGCUCGAGCGGCCACAGCGCGGAUUCUUGUCAACGUGCAGGUCAAGUACGGCGCGUUUUUCCAAGAAGGAUCAUUGGAAGGGCUCAUAAAUGUCUUCGUAACUCAGAAUGGGAACAAUAAGCGGAAGCUGGAAACUUUUCUGAGGCGAUUGUCGGUGAGCGUCACACACAUCCAGCGAAGGGACAGGAGCAGAAAGGUCAUUCCUCGCAUCAAACAAAUAUUUGGCCUUGCAUCGGAAGGUGAUGGUCAACAGCAGGUACACAAGCCUGUGGUACACAGUUUCGGUGCCGGUCCGAAGGAAGUGAAGUUCUUCCUGGCAGCUGCCGAUCCUGGUUCUCAAACACAGAGGCAGAGACCUGGAGGAGGCAGCAACAGCAGCAGCGGUGCAACUCAGGGGAGAUAUGUCAGCGUCUACGACUUCUUCAAGCAAACAUACAACCUGGUCAUUCGGGACAUUAGCUUGCCAAUAGUCAAUGUUGGAAACAAACAAAAUCCAUCUUACCUCCCGGCUCAAGUCUGUCAUGUCAUCGGGGGCCAGCACACAUUAACGAAACUGAGCCCGCCUCAAACGCAAAACAUGAUUAAAUAUGCGGUGCGUUCACCAGACCAAAACGCCCGCUUCAUUGCAACUUCUGGGGUGAGCUUACUAGGGAUAUCACCGAUGAAUGCUACACUGAAUAACUUUGGUCUUGGGAUCAAGCCCAAUUUUGUCUGCGUGCCCGGUCGUGUUUUGGACACCCCAAGGAUCCUUUAUCAGGGAAAAGGUGUCACCAACCCUCGUGCAGCGAGCUGGAAUUUGCAAAACGUGCGUUUUUCGACGCGAUCAAACUUGCCUUACUGGACUUACCUCGCAAUCUCGAUGCGUGGUUCUGCCUCACCAUGGGGCUCUGAACAAAGCCUGCUAACCGCGCUGGAUGGUUUUACCCAGAAAUUGCAAGAGCUUGGUAUUACCGCCGUCAAUCACACCCCAGGGAUGAAUCUGACUCUCGACCACUCCACAAUGGAGAGACAGAUCGACAAUUCUAUCCACUUAUUCAUGCAUAGUGAAAGGAGGAAGCCACCAGGCUUCCUGCUCGUCAUACUUCCCUCGAAGGACACCAGAAUCUACAAUCGUGUCAAAACUGCCUGCGACGUCAAAGAAGGACUCCUCAACGUUUGCGCUGUGGCUUCGAAGUUUGUCAAACCUUACAACGACCAAUAUUUCGCCAAUCUUGCUUUAAAGGUCAAUUUAAAGCUUGGAGGCAGGAAUCAUUCACUCGACAACCAGAAGCUCGGCAUUGUGGCCGAAGGAAAAACCAUGAUCGUCGGCUUGGAUGUUACACAUCCGUCCCCAAGUUCUGCGAAAACGGCACCCAGCGUUAGUGGCAUCGUGGCAUCAGUCGACAAUUGGCUCGGACAAUGGCCAGCAGAGCUCCUCAUUCAACCUCCUGGUCAGGAGAUGAUUACGGGCCUUCAGCCACUGAUUCAAUCACGACUUCAGCUGUGGCAAAAGGUCAACAAGUCCCUUCCCGAUAAUAUUCUCGUUUACCGUGACGGUGUCUCCGAAGGUCUAUACAACUUGGUUCUCGAGAAAGAACUUCCAUCGUUCCGAGCCGCUUGCAAGGAGUUAUACCCCCCCGACAAGACUAAAAGCGGGUUUCCUAGCAUCACCAUCAUCAUCGUUGGCAAGCGGCACAACACUCGCUUCUACCCGACCAAAGAAACCGACGCAGAUAGAUCGUCGAACCCACCAAACGGGACGAUUGUCGAUCGCGGCAUCACCGAAGCUCGAAACUGGGACUUCUUUUUACAAGCCCACACCGCUUUGCAAGGAACCGCUCGUCCUGCGCAUUACUACAUUGUGCUGGACGAGAUAUUUCGGCGACUGCCUGUCAAGCCGCCCUUUGGCAAUCCCGCUGAUAUGCUGGAAGACCUGACGCACAAUCUCUGCUAUCUCUUCGGACGCGCAACCAAAGCCGUCAGCAUCUGCCCGCCUGCCUACUACGCCGACCUAUUAUGCGAGCGGGCGAGAUGUUAUCUCAGCGGCCUGUUUGAUCCGGAGGUCUCAGAAAGUGGCUCAACAAGCACUCAGUCGACGCAAUUACCGGAUCAAAGUGCGGUCAGAUUGCAUCCGAAUGUGCAAAAUUCGAUGUUCUACGUGUAA
This is a messenger RNA of Fonsecaea nubica, 2979 nucleotides long. RefSeq lists its product as hypothetical. The transcript has 5 exons. Lineage: Eukaryota; Fungi; Ascomycota; Eurotiomycetes; Chaetothyriales; Herpotrichiellaceae. Gene Ontology annotation, molecular function: protein binding; RNA binding. The record is from RefSeq and is a predicted model, not a curated record. Bases 1 to 2979 code for a protein of 992 amino acids.